AUGUCGACAGAGAUACCAGCUUUACCGCCUCGUAAGAUGGCCACAACGGUACAGAUAGAAAACGAAGCCAAGACGCUGCUCGAUUGUCCAUGCUACUCACCCAUGGCAUUGCUCGCUCAUUUGGAGACCUUCUCCAGUGACCACAAACACGUUUUCAAGCGCUUGGUUGUAGAAAACAACAACUUGGAUCAGGAACCAACAGCACAAGACACACUGGAAGAGACAGAGGAUUUGGAUAGUACGCCCGCCAUAGUUGUUGAAAGCACUACAACAUCUCGAUACAUUUGCCAAGUGUGCCAUGUGUGGUUACUGGUACAGCGCAACAAGGAGAAUGCCGAGAAAUGCCCAGCAACAGACUACCUGUGCCAUCAUUACCAUUCGCAGAGCUUGGGUGGGUAUGAAUGUUGUGGAUGUCAGUACUCAUUGGCCACCGAUAUAAACGAACCUGUCUUGUCGAUGACGGUGGUAAAGCGAUUAGAAGCGACACGACUGAAGGCGAGAUCCUAUGCUGCUUUGAUGCAGAAUAAGGGAGAUAUGGAUCCUACACUCGUCAGCACAUAUACCACAGUAUUGGUCUACAUCAGGGAUCUGUUGAAUGGCGUCAGGAGAAACAUCAAUUCAGUCAACCCCAACUUUCUUUCUCGUAUUGGACUCAAUGACGGCAGUCAUGCAUUACUAGAAGCAAUUGGAUUUUAUUUCGAGGACAGCUAUUUCAUGGCACCCGAUAUUGAACCUGGAUCUCCUGCAGAGCAACGACUGAAGCUGUUACAACAAGAAAUCAUCCUGUCAUUAGACACAUUACGACAAGAUAUGGGUUCCACCACCGUCCCAGUAACUUCUGCAGAGGCCAACUUCAAGGUAAAGACAGCGGACAUGCAACAGUUACUUGGCAUUGUGCCCUCGCUUGAAACCCGGUACAUUGCCAACAACGACUAUGUCAACAAAGCCUAUGCUUCCUUUGGACUGACAUCAGGGGCUGCAGACACUUUGGUGUCGUGGGCCUACAAAAAAGCCAUUAGCGAGCCUUCCAUUAUCAUGGACGAAUACGAUGCGAUGGACAGCUUGAUGACGAUAGCGAAUCACACCAAUUCUGUCGUGCUGCAAACAUUGAUUGCAUGUGAGCGUAGUCAGGGAAAGAUUGGCAGAAAUGACAUUGGAGAUGCAUAUGCUUAUUUUGGAGUGACAGCGGAUGCUGCAGACGAUGGACUCUUGACUGGGUUGUACAAGGUGAAGCUAUCAGACGAACCGCUGGAGAAGAGCACGAUUCAGGACAAGCUCAAAAUCAUCGCUAUAGCUAGAAACAGUGCAGAGCUGAUCCAGUUUUUGAAAGAGGAAAAGGGCAUCACAUCAUCCACCAAUGUCCAAUCAGUGGAGGAUCUGAUGGGAGUUCCAGCACAUAUGAUCCACAAUCAGCAAUCCAUACCUGUCGGCUUGAACAAUAUAGGCAACACAUGCUACUUUAACAGUCUUUUGCAGUAUUACUACACCUUGCUGCCUUUCCGUGAUACAAUGAUCAACAUUGAGGAUUACGUGGAGGAUGAGAACAGUGAACCCAAGAAAAUUGGCGGUAUUGAGGUGGAUCAAUCAGAGAUUCGACGUGCCAAGAAAUUCGUGGGUCUCUUGCGAGAGCUGUUUCUUAAUCUUCACCAAACCAACGACAGAGCCAUCUCGCCUCAGACUGACUUGGCCUACAUGGCUUUGCUCAAUGAAAAGGACGAUCAAGACGAUGCAGCUACUGCAGAUGUCCCACAGUCAGAACAACAGCAGCAAACCUCUAAAGAAACUGAUGUCAACAUGGAGGCAGUGACAGAGCCUGUUUCAGACGAAUCCACUGCCAUGAUGACGGACGAUUCUUUUGCAUCACUACAAACUGCUAUGAAAGCAUCUGGAGCUAGGGACGACCAAGUACCCGCGGUCUCUCCCUUGCAAUCUAGUGAAUUACCCACAGAGGAUCCUCAUGAAGAUGGCAUGGCCUCUAUGCAGGAAGAUAUCCGUUCUGACUCGCCUCCACCAGCCUACCAGGACAUUGCCUCUUCUUCCUCAAAGCAAAAUGAGCCUGAAAAUAAAAAAGCACCAAGCUCGUCGACUGCAAAAGCACCCAGCAAACCCAAGCAAAGACCUAGCGUGGAUACGAUGAUGUUUGGCAAGCAGCAAGAUGUCACCGAGUGUAUGGGUAAUGUCAUGUAUCUGGUAGAGGCAGCACUGAAGCCUUUGCAUAAGACGGAAGAUGGAGAGCAAGUGGAUGACAUGAUCCGCCAAACAUUCUAUGGUAAAGCGCGUCAAAUCUUGUCUUAUCGUGAUGACAGCACACUGCAAGUCGUCAAGAAGGAGAUGGAAGAAGACUUUUCUCAUGUGAUUGUGGACGCGUCUGAAAGCAAAGAUCUAUAUGAUGGCCUGGACGAGUACUUUUUUGCAGAGCAUGUGGAGAACUUCCAAGGCGGCCAUGAAGCAACUCGCGAAGUAACAGUAAAGACAUUCCCUCCUAUUCUUCAGAUCCUUGUUCAGCGAGUCCAGUUUGACAGGGCUACAGCGAACGUCUACAAAUCCAAUGCCAACAUCCAGCUGGAAAAAACCAUUUACCUUGAUCGAUACGCUGAUACCAACUUUGAUGCUUUGAAGGAGAGAAGAGCGGAAGUAGCUGAAUGGAGAGCUGAGCUCGAUAAAUAUAAGAAACAAGUUGCCGCCUACUCGAAAUCAGACACAUGCCAUAUGCCAAUCCCUGACUUGUUGGAAGCCGCUGGUCAGGUCUUGCACGAUUUCAGCUUAGAAGAGACAUCAGAGGAGAAGAAAGCCAAAUUCAAGAUUGCAUUGGCCUUAUUACACAAGGAGGCUCAAAAGACCAAGCAGCUGGUGCAAGAAGGCAAUGCUAAGAUUCAAUCACUCAAGGAAAACAUCCAAAAGCAGUACAAUGACUACACACAGUUGGCCUACAAUCUGCACGCUGUCUUUAUUCAUCAAGGCCAAGCAAACUACGGCCAUUACUGGGUGUAUAUCUACGACCACAAAGGAGACCAGUGGUGGAAAUACAAUGAUUCUUUGGUGACCAAAGUGAAUGAAUCUGAAAUUUUGCAUGAUACCACUGGCUCUACCGCAAACCCUUAUUUCUUGGUCUACGUAGAUGCUACUAAAAUGGAUGAUUGCGUAGAAACGAUCAAACCUAACCAUGUAUAA
Mucor velutinosus is the source of this 3171-nucleotide messenger RNA. RefSeq lists its product as uncharacterized. Gene Ontology annotation, biological process: proteasome-mediated ubiquitin-dependent protein catabolic process; regulation of proteasomal protein catabolic process; protein deubiquitination. The record is from RefSeq and is a predicted model, not a curated record. The coding region runs from base 1 to 3171 and encodes 1056 amino acids. Gene Ontology annotation, molecular function: proteasome binding; cysteine-type deubiquitinase activity. NCBI's taxonomy places the organism in Eukaryota, Fungi, Mucoromycota, Mucoromycetes, Mucorales, Mucoraceae. The transcript has 5 exons.